This is a messenger RNA of Colletotrichum lupini, 3015 nucleotides long. RefSeq names its product acyl-CoA dehydrogenase domain-containing protein. The transcript has 7 exons. The coding region runs from base 1 to 3015 and encodes 1004 amino acids. Gene Ontology annotation, molecular function: flavin adenine dinucleotide binding; oxidoreductase activity, acting on the CH-CH group of donors. The record is from RefSeq and is a predicted model, not a curated record. Lineage: Eukaryota; Fungi; Ascomycota; Sordariomycetes; Glomerellales; Glomerellaceae.
AUGUCAAUCAAAGUCAAGAAUGUUCCCGUCGUUGAGCCAUACGGCAACCCUGCGCCCUUUGCGGAGCCGGCGUGGUACAAUACCCUGGCUUCUCCUUACUAUGAUGAAAGCCAUCGGAGGGUGAGGGACUACGUGCGCAAGUACAUCGAGGAGCAUAUCGCGCCCAAUAUUCAAGAGUGGGAAGAGAAGGGACAUGUCCCCCAUGAAGCAAGAAUUCACUUUGCCAAAUCAGGCUUGGCUUUCCCAGAGUUGCCGCGUGAAUAUGCUGGCGAUGUUCCAUUACCAGGCAAUGUCCCAGCUGAGAAAUGGGAUAUCUUUCACUCGCUUGUUGUAAGCUACGAAGCUAGUAGAAUAUGGGCUGCCGGGGUGUCUGUGGGACUCAACGGCGGCACGACAAUCGGCGUACCUCCUGUCAUCCAUCAUGGCACAGAAGAGCAGAAGAGAUGGUGGCUUCCUGGGCUUGUUAACGGGAAAAAAAGCUUUUGUCUCGGUUGUACUGAGCCUACUGGCGGUUCCGAUUUGGCGAAUUUGAAGACCACGGCAACCAAAUCAGAUGAUGGAACAUAUUACACCGUCAACGGCCACAAGAAAUGGAUCAGCGGUGCGAUACGUGCUAGCCACAUGACAACUGCUGUAAGGACUGGAGGCCCUGGUAUUAAGGGCAUCUCAGUCCUGGUCAUUCCUCUUGAUCUUCCCGGCGUUUCUCGACGCAAGAUUAGUAAUAGUGGAUGGAACGCUGGAGACAGCACAUGGGUGACACUGGACAAUGUCAAAGUACCUGUCAACCACCUCAUCGGGCAGGAGAACGCUGGGUUUCAGUACAUUAUGACCAACUUCAACAAGGAACGAUUCAUCCUUGCUGUACUCAUGAACGGCCAGGCCAGAAUUUGCCUGGGAGACGCCUGGGCAUAUGCCAUAGACCGCCACACAUUCGGCAAGCCACUCAUGCAUCAUCAGAUCAUUCGACAUAAGCUCAUCACAAUGGCGCGCUACAUCGAGUCGCACUGGGCCUGGCUCGAACAGAUUGCGUAUCAUGCUCACACUACCGGCUCAAUGGGCACAGAACUAGCAUCAAGGAUCGCGAUGGCCAAGAUUCACGGCGGACGUCUUCUAGAGCUCGCGAACCGGGAGGCACAGCAGAUAUUUGGUGGUGCUGGAUAUCAGCGUGGCGGCGUUGGGGCUCGCGUCGAACAGAUCAGCAGAGACCUUCGAGUGAACAUCGUCGGUGGCGGAAGUGAGGAGAUCAUCACGGACUUGGCUGUUCGGCAAGAGAUUGGCGCAGCUGAAUUCGCAAUGUGCAGGUGUCGCGAUAGCCUCAAGGAUCCAACGCUGCCCCUCAGCCACACGAUCCCGCUUAUUCUUUUUUCCCGAUGUUCGUCCGGCUCGCUCCGCGCACCAAUCGGAGGUCAUGUCACCGAAGUGUCCGGCAUCUUGAAUUGCAAACAGGGGCGGGCAGGUACGGCCGAGCGUGGCUGCUGUCUCUCGAAGUUUUGGAGGAGAAGAAAGUCGACACUCUCAACACUUUCCUGCAAGAUCCCGUUCAUAAGGUACAUAACUAGACGGGGCAAGAACAUCCCCUCAAAUGCGUUUCGAAGGAACAUUCCCCGUUCCGAGCUUGGAAUGUCCGUGGGCUCGAAUGGAACUUUCCUGAACCUUGGAUUUGUUGGACCCCCGCCCCCAACACUAUUCCUGCCAUCUACAACCUUUCCAUUUUGCUUUCUACGCAAUCGACAAAAAAAAGUCAGGUCAUCGUUCAAUAACUACCGCACUAGACAAACGCACCAUCGUAUUGAUCCCGCCCGCAAAAUGGAGCAAGCGGUAAGGGACUUCAAGACUCUCGGCCGGUCAAAGUCAACGCCUUCGGGUCUUGACAACAAAUGGGUUUUUGGUGUCCGACACGUCGAACUCAAUCCGCCUGGAGAUCUGGUAAUCGCCGUACACCCAGUCAGCCGGUUCGUGUUGCGAGGCGGCCCGGCUCAGAUCCUCUCGCAGCCUACCGAACGUGAUAGAGCCAGAGCGACUGUGACUCCCCUUCUCCAAGCCUUCUUCAAAGGCAGCCCAGGUGCUGAACAUGCUGCGUUUGCUCCCUGGAGCUGGUCGACAGACAGUCCCGAGCUCGCUGCCGCUAUUGGGCCAGAGCUGGCUGCUGCAGGAAUCCCGGGUGGUCUUGAGAAGGUGACCGUUUGCUCUGCUGAGGAAAAGGAGAUCCUCGGAGAAACUUGGUCUGAGCUCAGAGACCUCCUGAUGAACUUCAUGGGUGGUAGCAGGCCCGGACAGGCGACCGCAGUUCCGUCCGCUGUGUCACCCGGGGACUCAUCCAAAUGCCAUGGCUGUGGUCUCUCCUCCGAAAACUUCUCCUCGCCGAUGAAGAAGUGUUCCGCGUGUCAGAAGGCAUGGUAUCAUUCCCAGGACUGCCAGCGCUCGCACUGGAAAAUGCACAAGCCGACCUGUGUCGCCCACCGCCCGGCUCCAGCCCCGUCCACGGCUGCGUCGCCGGGCAUGGGCCCCGCAUACAACUAUUACAACAAUGUGGCGCGAAAAUCUGAGGAGGGGCAGGCGUUGUUGCGCUCGCUUAACAUCGAUCCUAUCUCAGUUCGCCCAGGAAUGGAUUUGCCACUGCGCCGUCUCGUCAUCGCUGGCAAAGACACGCCUGAAUACUUGCGAAUUCUCUUUGGGCCGACGUUUGCUAGCGAGGAGAAGGAAUUGGAGAGGGUUAGGCUGGAGGUCCUGAUUGACCCUCCUCGUGGCUCCCCAAUGUACGUGCAACAAGACCUUGAUGACGCCGGAACCAAGCCUCCCACUCGUGCGCUUCGACCGGCGAGCGAGGCGGAACUGGAGACGUUGAAGGAAGUGCGGGAGAUCCAGGAGAAAGUCAGGCAGAAGGUUGGGGUUGGGCGUUCGCCUGAUACAAGAGUCAUGCAAGAAGUCCUGAUGACUUGUGGGCCUGAUUGGUCAGAGAAGUUGCAGCUGUACAUGCUUGCAGUCAAUACUAUGGACCAAGGUGUCCGCCGCUGA